CUAAAGUCAUGAAAGCAGCUAAAGCGCAACUGAAAGAUUCGUUAAAAAGCUACAUGCUCAGGCCAGUAAUACGAUCUGUGGAAAUGGACGAGCCGUUGGAGCAUCUCACAGAAAUGAGACAAGUGGUUAUACUUUUUAUUAAUGUUAUUACAACAGAUAUAGAUAAGGAACGCUUGAUCUCACUCGUUAACGCGAGUUUUAAACUAGUCUGUGGGAUAGUUAGCGAAAUGCAUGGAUGCGUAAAUAAGACAUCCUUAUUCGAUAAGGAUUUAAUAUUUCUCUGCAUAUUUGGGUUGCGAGGCGAUAAACAUGAACUAGAAUCGCAAAUUGGAUUGAGAUGUGCAAGCAGAAUACGAGAAAGUCUUUUAGAAAUGAAGAACAUUAAAUUCGUGACGAUCGCAGUUACUACUGGAAUGACAUAUUGUGGAGUGGUUGGUCAUGUUUUACGAAGAGAAUAUACAGUAAUAGGAAUGUCAGUGAACAAAGCAGCUCGUUUAAUGAUCGCAUAUCAAAAUAAGGUAAUAUGUGAUCGCGAGAGUUUCCUACGAUCUCAUCUUGAAACAAGACAUUUUAUACUGCAAGAACCGAGACAUUUAAAAGGAAUAACAAACGUUGGUCCUAUUUAUGAGUUUCAAGACAAACAGACAAAGUAAUUAUUUAUUUAAAAGAAAGAGAGAGAGGGAGAGAGAGAGAGAGAGAGAGAGAGAGAGAAAUUAUUGUUUGUGAAUAAGUCCCACAUGCGCAAAAUAUCCGUUUGGACACGAAGAAAUUGUCCAAAUGAACACAAGCUAAAACGGCACAUGAUAGAUCCCAGUCAGAUAUAAUAAACAGCGGACAUAGGAAAUAUCGAAAACUUUAUUAGACACAGGUUUAAUUGGAAACAAUCUGAAACGGACACAUCUCAACAUGACAAUCCCAAUCACAUACAGUUAAUUGGACAUAGAAGAAAAAUUCAGAUGAACACAAAGUACUCAUAAAAUCAAACGUGUGAAAUUAUAAUCGUGUUUGAUAGGAAUAGCAUAAAUAUAUACAGGGUGUAAAAAUUUUGAUCAAGUCGAAGUAUAAAAGUAGAUUGCGUCAAUUUGAAUAGGAAAGUUAUGAUUAAUAACGGCUCGAUAAAACAAAUUAUA
Pseudomyrmex gracilis is the source of this 1130-nucleotide messenger RNA. RefSeq names its product adenylate cyclase type 10-like. Bases 9 to 653 code for a protein of 214 amino acids. NCBI's taxonomy places the organism in Eukaryota, Metazoa, Arthropoda, Insecta, Hymenoptera, Formicidae. Gene Ontology annotation, cellular component: cytoplasm. Gene Ontology annotation, biological process: intracellular signal transduction; cyclic nucleotide biosynthetic process. The transcript is spliced from 3 exons. The record is from RefSeq and is a predicted model, not a curated record. Gene Ontology annotation, molecular function: adenylate cyclase activity.